AUGGAGGAGAAAAACUGGACGGCCUGCCGCCACCUGACAUCCGAACAGCUGGACACUAUCUUCUACACCAGAGUGGCGGCAUGCUUUGUAACGUUCGUCGCGUGUCUGGUGUCACUCGUCAUCAUCUGCUACUUUGUCUGCUGGCGCCGCACAUGGAACACGUUCGUGCAUCGCCUGAAGCUGCAGCUGACGGCCGUAGCGCUGGUUGUGUCCGUCUUGUACCUCAUCCAGGUACUACCCAUGAAAUUGGACAGUAGUCCUGGAGACAGGCAUAUUGACGCCUCCAAGGAAUGGAGCGAAGGCUGCAAGGUCGUCAUCUUCCUCCUGCAAUACGGGGACUGGGUGCUUAUGCUCAUGAUACUAUGGCUGGUUAUAUACCUGUGCAGACUCGCCUGGAAGAGUGGGCAGACGCACACUGACCAGAGCGUCACAUAUCACCAAAAGUUCUUUGAAAUACUUGGGAUGGUAUCUGCCUUUGUCAUUCCUCUGCUCAUAGUGUGGAUGCCUUUCAUUGGCGGAUUUUAUGGCGUUGAUGAUCACAAGUGGUGUGAAUUUAUUGUGAGAGUGAACUGCACAACUAGGACUCGUAGUGAUCUGGAAGGAAUCGGUUACGUCAUAGGUACCUGGUAUAUACCAGCUAUACUGGUCACCCUGGCAUCAACGAUUGGAAUUAUCACCGCGUUAGUGCUAGUGUGGAAGCACUAUAGACGACAGGGGCUCACCCAUCAGAUGACACAGGCUGUACUGAAGGCAAUAGCACCCAUCACGUAUCUGAUUCUGUUCAACCUCAUCAACGUUAUCGAUGGCACGAAUCUCAUCUACCACAGCACGAGUGACAAAGAGAGUCUGAACGGGAGCACAGACUACCAGCUGUGGCUGGUGCAUGCAGUCACGGGACCUGGUAGGGCAAUGACCAUCCCGUUUGGAUUUGUCCUGAGUCUAGUAGUAGUGGAGUGUUGCAGCCAAGUGAACCAAAAGAGAAGAGACGCAUACAACCGUCUAAACUGA
Molecule: messenger RNA, 1008 nt
Organism: Geodia barretti
Lineage: Eukaryota; Metazoa; Porifera; Demospongiae; Tetractinellida; Geodiidae
Source: the annotation of a GenBank genome assembly